AGUCCUCAGUCCUCACUCACUCUCAGAGUCAUAACUAAAUCAAAAUUUGAUUUGAAAGUCCCUCAGCUAUGGCGGCACCAUCUCCCACCAACGAACCACUUCCAACUCAAACCCUAACCAAACCCAAUGAUUCACUCCCAGACCAACCUUCCGACGCUGCAUUAACCGAUGAUACUCCUCUCGGCGAGAAGCGCAAGAGGGAGGACGAUCAGAAGGACCAGGAACCUAACCCUACUAACCCUUCAGCCACUCCUCUCUGGAAGACCAGUCUAUGCUCCUUCUUCCGCCGUCAAUCGGGCUCUUGCAGCCACGGAAGUACCUGCCGCUACGCUCACGGCGAGGAAGAGCUCCGUCAGCGUCCCGAUAAUACGUGGGACCCGACCUCGGAGCGUGCCAAGAAGGUACAGAAGAAAUCCGAGGAUGAAGAGAAGCCUGUGGCUUCGGUUUCGAAUGAGGUGAUAAUGAUGACGGAGACUGUGGGUGGCGAUGAGGAUGAGGAUGGGGAUGCAGAUGGUGAUGGUGAUGGUGUUGGGUUGGACCCUGUGCUUAGCAAAUGUCUGGUUCAUUUACCUAGAAAUUGGAGGACUGAGACUCUUAAGAGCUUUCUUAGUGAGCAGGGAAUUCCUUUUAAGUCUUCGAAGAAGAAGAAAGGCAUGACUGUAGGUUUUGUGAGUUUUGAAAGUGUGGAACAGUUAAAAACUGCUUUGGAGCAAUUGGAAGGGAAGUCCAUUGGGAACAAAAGUAUAAAGGUUGCCGAUGUUAUUCCUCGAUCGUUCGAGAAGAAUAUUAAACCAACAACUGCCUUCCCACAAAACGGCCAGGAAACUGGCAAACCUGUCAUAUCCGGGGAUGAUGGGGAUGUCUCUGUUACCUUAAAUGGGGCUCAGAAUGUUGAUGGUAAUGAAGACAAUUCAACAGUUAAUGGUUCGGUGACUAGCGUAAGAAGUGUUAGAGAUGCCGUGACUCCCCUUGCCCAUAUGGCCUACAGUGAUCAAUUGGAGCAAAAAAAGAUGUCUAAUAUGCAGAUUCUCAAAAGACUUACUAGAAAUGCACGUAAAGCUUGUCCUAAUGGUGUUUCACUUCCAGAAUGGAUUCUCAAGUCUAGAGAAAUAGGUGGUCUCCCAUGCAUUUUAGAGGGUAUACUACCAUCUCCAGUUAUAAAUGGAUACCGUAACAAGUGCGAGUUUUCUGUUGGAUAUUCACUUCAAGGAAAAAUAACAGUGGGCUUUAUGCUUGGAAAUUUCAGGGAGGGUGUGACAGCAGUUGAAGAACCUAUAAACUGCCCUAAUGUUUCUACAAUCGCUUGCAAAUAUGCUUCAAUCUUUCAGGAGUUUCUUCAGCAUUCAGACUUACCGGUUUGGAACCGAUUUAAGAAUACUGGAUUUUGGCGUCAAUUAACGGUUCGAGAAGGAAGGAGACCGGAAACAACUAUUGAUUCUGAAAACCCAGAAGCCAACAUUGCCGAGGUCUUACUUAUGGUUCAGGUUUCCACCAUGAGCUUUGAUGAGGCAUUGGUGGCUAGUGAAUUUGAGAAACUUACUCAAGCAUUUUCUGCAGGAGCUGCAGCAAGUGUUCCUUCUUUGCCUCUAACAGCUUUAGUUGUUCAGGAUCAUCAAGGAAUAUCAAAUGUUGCACCAGCUGAUGCACCACUAAGGCAACUCCCAUUGGGUAAAGAGCCAGAUGUUCCAGAAAUGGAAGCAGACAAAAAUCUAGUAGACCCAAGAAUUCAUGAUUACAUAAGCAAUCUUAAAUUCUGUAUCUCACCCACAGCUUUCUUUCAGGUGAAUUCCCUUGCUGCUGAAAAGCUUUACUCGCUUGCUGGGGAUUGGGCAGGUUUGGGUCCUGAUACUUUGCUAUUUGAUAUCUGCUGUGGAACUGGAACAAUUGGGCUCACCUUAGCACAUCGUGUGGGUAUGGUUGUGGGUGUUGAAAUGAAUGCUUCUGCAAUUUCUGAUGCUCAUAGAAAUGCUGAAAUCAAUGGCAUAAAGAAUUGUAGAUUUGUUUGUGCGAAGGCAGAAGAUGUUAUGGGGUCAUUGUUGAAGGAGUACAUGAAUGCCACUCAGCUACAAGAUGAGUGCCAAAUAUCUGAAGGGGCUGUUGAAGUAAACUGCACAACCGAAGAAAAAGAUGGGUGCCAAAUAUCUGAAGGGGUUGUUGAAGUAAGCUGCACAACCGAAGAAAAAGUUGAGUGCCCAAUAUCUGAAGGGGUUGUUGAAGUAAGUUCCAUAACCGAAGAAAAAGAUAUUUUGGUUAACAAUGCAGAGGAUCCUGAAAGGAGCUCUUGUCUCUCAGCAGCAGACAGUAUACAAGAGCCUGGAGAAAGCUCCAACCAAGAGCUGCAGAAUGUAAAUAUUGCAUCUGAAGGCCCUCGGGAACCAGAUAGCCAACUUCAAAGCAAUUGCCAGUCUGUAAAUGUGAAUUCCCCGGUGCAGCGCUUCAAAAAUGUUGUUGCAAUAGUUGAUCCUCCACGUGGCGGGCUUCAUCCCACUGUGAUCAAAGUUAUAAGAACCAAUCCACUUUUACGAAGACUAGUUUACAUUUCCUGCAACCCUGAGAGCUUAGUGGCUAAUGCUAUUGAGCUCUGCACACCAUCUGCCGAGAAAACCGAGAAAGGAAAUAGGAACAACAGAGGAUGGAGAAACAUGAGCGCUGCUGGUCUAGCCCGAAACAGGGCCAAGUCAAUGCCCCAUUCCGAGCCCUUCCGACCUGUAAAAUCUAUGGCUGUUGACCUUUUCCCACACACCGUUCACUGCGAAAUGGUGAUGCUACUUGAGAGGUAGUUAGUUUUACAAAUAAUUAUCCGUUUGCUGAAAUUUUGUCAUGAACUGCUUCAAUUAUUCUUAGGUUUGUUUAUCUGCCAAUUUUGUAUUGAUUAUUGUUUCUGUUACUACUGCUCUCAUAAGGACACACUAUUGUUGGUUUAUUUGGUCCUCAAUAAUACUAGCAAAAUUUUAAUUGAAUAAGAAUAAUUAAUCUCUUUGAUUAUUAAUAUCAAGAUUAAUAUAUUAUUGGAUAUUAUUCUUUCUC
Cannabis sativa is the source of this 3027-nucleotide messenger RNA. Its product is annotated as zinc finger CCCH domain-containing protein 24. Gene Ontology annotation, molecular function: RNA binding; metal ion binding; RNA methyltransferase activity. The coding region runs from base 69 to 2780 and encodes 903 amino acids. The transcript is spliced from 14 exons. NCBI's taxonomy places the organism in Eukaryota, Viridiplantae, Streptophyta, Magnoliopsida, Rosales, Cannabaceae. The record is from RefSeq and is a predicted model, not a curated record. Gene Ontology annotation, biological process: RNA processing.